Molecule: messenger RNA, 2820 nt
Organism: Asterias rubens (European starfish)
Lineage: Eukaryota; Metazoa; Echinodermata; Asteroidea; Forcipulatida; Asteriidae
Product: histone RNA hairpin-binding protein-like
Exons: 6
Coding region: 162-1598 (478 amino acids)
Biological process (GO): mRNA transport; mRNA 3'-end processing by stem-loop binding and cleavage
Cellular component (GO): histone pre-mRNA 3'end processing complex; cytoplasm
Molecular function (GO): mRNA binding; histone pre-mRNA stem-loop binding
Source: RefSeq, a predicted model, not a curated record
GUUCAUGCGCAGAGGUGUCCUUUUCGUUUUCGCGCGAAAUGUAAAAAGAAACAUCGUCCCUCUCAAAGUAGUCGUCCGUGUGAAACUGUCUCCACUAGUGCUCUCAAUUUUCCUGUUUUAUCCACAUUUUUGUCCGUCUUUCUCCAAAUUAUUUAAGCAAUAUGGCUUCUGUAAGAAGUAGAAAUCACCAAGGUGAAAAAGAGGACGACGAAUUUCGGAGCUGGAGAUCACCACAUCACAAAACAAGUGAUCAUUUUCGCAAGCACGACCGUCAUCAUCAUGAGCAACAAGGGCAAGGCGAGACGCGGGAACGUCGUGACCGUGAGCGGUACAAUGAUCGCCGGGGUAGUUCGGACAACAAUGCCGGUCACAGAACACGCUACAGGGAGAGCAAACCUCAUCGAUGGACGAGCGAUAAAAGAACACCCGAUGGCAAUAAGAAGAUGGACUUAAAAAGUAGCUCAGAGUUUCCUUCCCUUGGAGCUAAGGAAAUGAAAACCAGAUCCAGUUUCACACCAGACGUUGUGCGGCCGUCCACCCAGCGAAGCGUCAUAACCUCGAGUGCAAGCUGGGCAGAUAAAAUAGUGCAAUUCGAGCAGGACAAACAACGAGCCAUGAAGGACAUGAUGAAGUACAAACGUCGUCUGCUGAUGUCCGAGUCCAGCGACGGCAGUAACGAAGAUCAAGAUCUACACAAAGGCCACAAAGUAAACAUGAGUGCCGAGCCCAAGAAAGAAUACGAAACCGAUGAGAAUAUCAUCGUACGCCGACAGAAGCAGAUAGAGUACGGAAAGAAUACGCUCGGAUAUGACAACUACCUGCAAGAGGUCCCCAAGAACAAACGAGCAAAAGGAAAGCACAUGUCAACGCCAAACAAGUUCCACAAAUGCAGCCGUCGAGCUUGGGAAGGUUUGGUCCGCCAGUGGAGAAAGAAACUUCACGAGUAUGAUCCAGCGGACACCUACAAACCAGAUACAGUCGCCAGAAAGGAACUCCAUUUCUCAGAUACAACUUCAGAAGCCUCGUCCACCGACACUGACGCCAAGAUGGACAUCGAUCUCAACAACUCUCUGUCUUCCGCCAUCAGUGACUACCUCGCAAGUAAUGAAAGCAGUCGCCCUCAGACUCCGGAAUUGGUGAAAAACAGACCAACAACUCCAACCACUGAACUUAAAGGACUGAGCGUGAAUGACCACCUCAACGGGAACCAUCCGGAGGUCAAAGUACCGAAUCAAAGAGAGAAGGGUGAUACGGCGACCCCUGACUCGACACUGACCCCGACGGUAACCCCAGCUGAUCACGAGGUCGAAGACAAUAACAACUACCAGCCACAGUUCAACCCAGGUGAUUUGUUAGCGGCGCUACAUCAGGCCUCACAGAAUAUGCAGCCACCCCCUCAGGUCAUGCCUGCGGUGUUUAACCUCAACCUCCAGUGUGCGCGACCUCCACUUGUCCCCUUUGUCGUCCCCAACGUCAAUUCGCUACCGUGCCCCAAAGGCGUCAACGCAAACCAACAGAUGUCCAAGAAAGCCAAAAAAGGUGACAUCUUUGAUAAUUUCAACUUGGAUGAUUGUUUCAAAACUGAUGAUGUGCAGUGAAUUAAUUUUUAUCAUAUAACAUCGGGCGUCUAACACCUUUGCAGGUUGGAGUAAUUAGCUCUGAAUCUAUACCGAAUUUUAUAUUUAAAAUGAUUCAAAAUCUUUGACCCAAAUAAUUGUUAAAAUCUUUUGACAGCAUGUUAACAAUUAGUACUUUUGCAAAUGAACAUCAAAUCAGAAAUUGAGGCGAAUCAAAGUUUUUAAAGAUGUCUCGUCCUAAAAUGAAAAAAAGAGUAUGUUAAACAUUUUAUAGUAUCACAAAAAGAGAUAUUUUGUUUCUUUUAUGUAUUAACGUUUUACUUAUAAACUCAUUUAUAUUGAAACAUCUUGUGAGCAAACACUCAUCAGCAGUUUUAAGUUUUUAAAGUUUUAAAGAUGUGUGUCGUGUAAUUUACAAAAAAAACUACCUUUGUUCUGUAUUUUAUAUGGUUGUUAUUUGUUUUCCUUUUAUAGCAUUUUAUACACUUAAAUAGUUUUUAGGUCAAACAAGUGAAAGACUAGAUUAGUAUUUAAAACCAAUGAACAUUGUUUUAACAAUAGUUUCAAAGUUAAUCAAUCACUGAAAAUUAGUAGAAGCAAUCAACAAAAGUUCUGAUACUUUCUUUCAAAAACCAAAUGUAAAUAUUUAACUAAAGUUAUACUUUCAUCGCUAUAUUUUUUGGCUAUUUUAAGUUCCGUUUCCCCUUUCUAGUUUAUAACAAAACUUCUUUGCACAUUUUAAAGAGGUUUAAAUUUAAACGUGAAAUAGCGUUACUUUUUGUUUCUUUUGUUAGUUGUACAGCUGUCCAUGUGUACACUUCAAAGGUUUCCAUUGUAAAGUGUUAACAUUUGAUGUAUUUUUUAUUAUAGAUCAACUGUAACAAGUGUAACUUUGUUUAUUCCAGUUACCUCGCUAACUUUUGGGCAGGAUUAAAGGAACACCCACAAACUUCUGCCGAUAUUUUAAUUUGCUUCGUAUGUUUUAAACAAUUGCCAUGCUUUAAAAGUCAGUGUAAAGGUCUUAAACUGCUUUGGGUCCAAUCUUCAAUAUUUACAUCUGUGAGUCGUUCAGAAAAAAAUUGUUUGUGUACUACAGGGUUCUUUUUCAAAACUGUGGGGCUUUCUUGACCCAAAUUUGUAAAGUUGGGCUGAAGCAUGCUGAAUUAAACAGGCAUGAGAUUGUUCAGACUUUUGGCUGAACUCAGACUUUCUAUGUCGGCCUGGUGAAGAAAAUCAGACAAUA